UGGAUGAUUUCAGAGGGUUUUGCAAUCAGAAGGAAGGGAAAUAGAGAGAGUUUUCAUCUUGGAUUUUUAGAGGAAGAAAAAUGGGAAUGGGUAUCAUUUGAAACUACGUUUUCCUGAGAAAAUAUGGGAUAGAAAAUGAGAGAAUCCGUGGGAAGCUCUCGUGUUUGGGGAAGGGGAAUUCUGCUUUCUUCUUUGAUCUCUGCAUUUGCUUUCAAAUCUUGAAAAUUCCGUUGCCACAUAGCUUUCUAAGGGUAAAAGGUUUUGACUUUGCGGCGAAAAACCCUUGCUAGGAGGUUCCUCUGACUGGGUUUUGUGACCUCAAAUGAUUGGCAAGAUUUGCAUUUCAAAAUUGGAACCUGAAAUGCUGUUUCUCUGCUUGUGAUGUGUCCUUCUUGGUAUUUUCUCUGAGAUAUGGUUUUGCAGAAAAGGUUAGACUACGGAUUCAAUGGCUAUCAGGUUCCUCCCACACCCAGAGCUACCAGAUCGGCAAGGAGGAGGAGUUCCUUUAAGAAGAAAACUGGAGAGAACCAAAUGUGUGCAUUUGACUUGUUGGCCAUUGUAGCUGGGAACUUAUUGCUUGAGAAAGGAAACAACACUCCCAGUUCUAGUGAUAUUUCAGCUGACAAAGAUCACUGCAAGGUUGCCAAUAAUGCUGUUAAAAAUGAAUGUCAAAAUGAUGAGAAAAAUAUGAAGGUUGAAGUUCAUGAUCAAGGAAGCAUAACUAGGAGCUUCUUUGUUUCAGAGCUUGUCUCACAAGGUAAUGAACAAAACCAUUGUUCCAAAGAAUAUUUGUAUGCUGAGAAUGAUCUCAAUUUAGGAUUAGCUGCUACAGUAGCGACUUCUGAGUGUGCAGAGAGGAUUGGCUCUGGGAUGAUGGUGAAUAGCAAAAGCCAGAAUGAAAUAAGAACUUUUGCUGGCAACUUAGAUGUUGGCCCCUCUUUGCUUAGGGAAUUUGAUAACUGUAAACUAGAGCGUGAAACUAAAAAACUAAUAAAAGAUGAGCCCCAUAAAUGUGGCAAGGUACAAAAUGGCACUGUGGCUAACAUGUGCAGCUUUGAGGAUCCAGUGGUCUGGGAUGAAAAACCUCAUACACUUGUCAGUUCAGGCAGUAGUACCAAGGUGCCUUUGCGUGGGAACAACAAUUCCCAUAGUUCGUACCCAACAAAUGGGGAUAAUGUAAAUGUUAAUAGUAGAGAUGAUGACGAAAACUCCUCUGGGUGUACUCACCCUAGCACCACAAAAAAAUUCUUUAGGCCAGCACCACGGAUUGGAGAUCGAAGAAUAAGGAAAAUUUUGGCUUCUAAAUACUGGAAAGGAGCUCCAAGAUCAAACGAUGCAACACUUUCUAACACUGAUGGUGCUGAUUCAAAGCCUCUUUACCACAAGAGGAAGAACUAUUAUAAAUAUCAGAGAUCAGAAAGGCUAUAUCCUUUCAAAAAGAGGAAGCACUUUGCCUAUGGUUCACAAUUAGAUUCUGGAGAAGGGAUGAGUAAUGAGUUUGUUUCUGAUUCACCUAAGAAGGGCAAUGAUGAAGAUGCCGCUGGUUCCUGUUCAAAGCUGCAUGCAGCUAUUGAGGCCCCAUCUUCUGUUGCAGGUCAACACAAUUCAUUCCGACCUAGGCAUUCUCACGUGAAGCUUAGGAUAAAAUCUUUCAAGGUACCCGAGCUUUUUAUUGAGAUUCCAGAAAGUGCAACUGUUGGUUUAUUGAAGAGGACUGUCAUGGAGGCUGUGACCACUAUACUUGGAGGUGGAUUACGUGUUGGUGUACUUCUGCAGGGAAAGAAGAUUCGAGAUGACCAUAAAACUUUACAGCAGACUGGAAUUUGUCACAAUAAUCAAUUGGAUGCUUUGGGUUUUAGCCUAGAGCCCAAUUCUUCUCGGGCUGCCCCUUCUUUUUGCCCUGUGGAUUCUCCUUUUCUGAUUGACACAGCACAGCCUGUAAGCAGGUAUCCACCAGCUCCAAGCGUUGCACAUCAUGCCACUUGUGCUGCUUCUCCUGAGCCUCAUCAGACUAAUUUAGGGAAUUUAAUUGAAAGUGACCAUGAUUCAGCACCCUCUCCUACAGCUAUGUCUAUUGAAAAAGGCACAACUGAUUCAAAAGCUUUGGUUCCUGUGCCAGAAAUGAAUAUAGAAGCACUAGCUGUGGUUCCAGCAGAUCUAAAAUCAAAGCGCUCUGAGAUUGUGCAGCGCCGAAUUCGUCGACCUUUCUCUGUUGCUGAAGUUGAGGCCUUGGUGCAAGCAGUUGAGAAACUAGGAACUGGCAGCAGAUGGCGAGAUGUCAAGCUGCGAGCUUUUGACAAUGCAAAGCACCGAACUUAUGUGGAUCUGAAGGACAAAUGGAAAACACUUGUGCACACGGCAAGAAUAUCCCCUCAACAAAGGAGGGGAGAGCCUGUCCCCCAGGAGCUUUUGGAUAGGGUCCUAACUGCACAUGCUUACUGGUCCCACCAACAAGCCAAGCAGCACAUCAAGCAGCAGCAGCAGCCGCCUUCCCUAGAGCUCUAAAUGAGGAGCUUAGGACAAAAAAAAAAAUUAGAGUGGUAGAUUUCAUGUGUAUUAUUGUUAUUUUUAAUGUAUAAAUGAAAAUAAAGAUGUUAGAAGAAUUCUUGUGUAAUAUUCUGUGGCUCUGGCCUUGAUUCUUUUCCUUCCUGGAGAGGUAUGGCUCUUGUAAAUGGUGAUGGAAUAAGAGAUGUGCUAACGGAAUUCUUUUGUGACUCGAUUCAAA
Molecule: messenger RNA, 2725 nt
Organism: Manihot esculenta (cassava)
Lineage: Eukaryota; Viridiplantae; Streptophyta; Magnoliopsida; Malpighiales; Euphorbiaceae
Product: telomere repeat-binding protein 5
Exons: 10
Coding region: 412-2505 (697 amino acids)
Molecular function (GO): protein binding
Source: RefSeq, a predicted model, not a curated record